Phascolarctos cinereus (koala) is the source of this 987-nucleotide messenger RNA. The record is from RefSeq and is a predicted model, not a curated record. Lineage: Eukaryota; Metazoa; Chordata; Mammalia; Diprotodontia; Phascolarctidae.
AUGGGAGCAGCUGAGGAUGGGUGGUGGGUGGGGCGACGUCAACCGUCUUCUGUGGGACUGGUAGGCGGGACUAGGAGCAGCGUGGACCAAUUGUAAGCUCCUGGAGGCGGGAGGGGCGUGGCCCGGACAGGAGAAGGAAAUGGCGGCGGGGGUGUCGGGCUCCGAAGCUCCCGCACAGAAAUGCCCAUCCUCCGCCUGGUCCCUCAGCUCUGCCAGCUGUGUCCCCGAUGCCCUCCUUCUGCCAGGCUCCUCAGCUCUACUGUCUGCCUGAGGGCAAGACAAAGUAACUAUUAUGAGCUUCUGGGGAUCCGUCCAGAUGCCAGCAUGAAGGAAGUCAAACGGGCUUUUUUUGCCAAAUCCAAAGAGCUGCACCCUGACCGAGACCCUAAGAACCCUGCUCUGCACAACCAGUUUGUGGAGUUGAAUGAAGCCUACCGGGUUUUGAGCAAGGAAUCCAGCCGUCAGGAGUAUGACAGCCGGCUCUCCCUUCGAGAGCUACCGCCCUGCUCUGCCUCUGCCUCUGCCUCCAGCUCCUGGUCCUCAGCCGAUGCCCGAUACUGGGCCCAGUUCCACAGGGUGCGUCCAGAGGACUACGGAGGAACUCGGCAGAGGCCGAACCAUCACGCUCUGGGAUACUGCCUCCUACUGAUGCUGGGAGGCAUGGUAAUACACUACAUUGCCUUCAGAAAGCUGGAGCAGGUCCACCGAAGCUUUAUGGAUGAGAAGGACAGAGUUAUCAUGGCGAUCUACAAUGAGAGCAGAGCCAGGGCCAGGGCGAACAGCGCCAAGCUCCGGCAGGAGAGACUGCAGAAGCCCCAGAGCCCCCAGCCGCACCCCGAAAAAUGACCUGCGACCCUCUUCCCUUUCCGGCCCCCGGUCCCCGGCCCCGGAGGGGCUGCGUGGGCUGAAGGGGUGACAGGGGCCCGGUGCCCAUCUGGACCCUUGCUGCCCGUGUGGAAUAAAGUCAAUAAAGUCAUUGUCAGUGGG